Mangifera indica (mango) is the source of this 993-nucleotide messenger RNA. RefSeq names its product NDR1/HIN1-like protein 3. Lineage: Eukaryota; Viridiplantae; Streptophyta; Magnoliopsida; Sapindales; Anacardiaceae. The record is from RefSeq and is a predicted model, not a curated record. Bases 120 to 791 code for a protein of 223 amino acids. The transcript has a single exon. Gene Ontology annotation, biological process: defense response to other organism.
AUUUCUUAUAUAAACCCUUAAACCUCCCAUUCUUGAAACACCGACUCUAUUUCUUCUUCUUCUUCUUCUUCUUCUGCAACAAAAAUAAAUUAUAAAUUCUCAAUUUCUCUAGCUCAAUUAUGUCUGAGAAACAGCCACACUUGAAUGGAGCCUAUUACGGCCCAUCAAUUCCCCCUCCCAAACAAUACCACCGCCCCGGCCGCGGCUCAGAUUGCUGCUGCGGCUGCGGCUGCUGCCUCUUGAGCCUCCUGCUCAAACUCAUUCUCACCGUCGUCUUCAUCGUCGCCCUUGUAGCCUUGAUCAUCUGGCUCAUCUUUCGCCCCAUUAACCCCAUAAAGUUCCACGUCACCGACGCCUCCCUAACCCAGUUCAACCUCACCUCCAACGACAACCUCCAGUACAAACUAGCAGUCAACAUCACCAUUCGCAACCCGAAUAAGAAGAUCGGCGUAUACUACGACCAAAUCGACGUCAGGGCUUAUUACGAAGGACAGAGAUUGGAUUCGAAUGAAUUGAAUCCAUUCUAUCAAGGCCACAAGAAUACCAGCGUUUUAAGCACAGUUUUUGAAGGUCAGCAGUUAUUGCUUGGUCAAGAUCUUCAAGAUUUUAACAAAGAGGAGCCUACUGGGAUUUACAGCAUUAAUGUAAAACUCCACUUGAAGAUUAGAUUCAAGCUGGGCAAAUUCAUCAAGACUCCCAAGUUGAAGCCCAAAAUCGAGUGUGAUUUAAAGGUUCCUAUGAGUAACUCUACUGCUGGUUUUACAGCUACAAAAUGCAAGUUGGAUUUCUGAUUAUCAGAGAGCCGAUCGAUGUUGUUGAUGAUGUUGAUUGAGUCUUCAGUAUUAUUUUUUUCUUGCGGGUUGAUUAUUCAUUUGUUUUUGUGCGUAUAGACUACGUUUGACAAUUGACAUUAUUUAUGUUGAUGAUGUUUGGGGAAGGUUACAUUUGUUACCUUUCUUCCUGUGAAUAAAUAAUGAAUUUAUUAUUUCUAUA